UCAAUGUCAGCUUUUGAUGAUCAACAUCAACAAAAUAAAAUGUUUAAAGUUAAUUUCUCUUUCUGUAAAUAAUAUUGAAUUUUACACUUAGUAUAGUAAAAACAAUGAGUAAAAAAGCUGACAUAUGUCGCGUGUGCUUAGAUUCUCACCAAGAUGACUGCGUACCUUUAUCUGAGACAUAUCAAGAUUUUGUCCUAUACGAAUUCAUUAAUAACAUAACCAAUCUCAAUAUCCGGCUGAGCGACGGUUUUCCGGAUAAAAUAUGCUGUCCUUGCUUCUUAUUACUUAAAUCUUCAAUAGAUUUCAAGGAGAAAUGCGAAGCUUCAGAUACUAUACUUAGGUCUAAUAUUGUUAAAGUUGAAAUCCUUCCUACAGAUGUUAAAAAGUCCCCAGUCAAAAGAGAGACUUCUGUAGGCGAAGAUAUUAAAGUAGAAUACAAUGACGUCUAUAGCGAUGAUAACUUCGAUUGUGCUUUGGAAUCCGAGCAGAAUGUUAAAGAAGAAAAAAGUAACAAACAAUGCAUUGAUCAUCCCGUCCAAUUAGAUAAUGAGGAAAUAGAUAAUGAAUUACCAACAAAAAUCGAAUUCAAGAGUAGAGCUAUAGACCUAAAGCUAAUAUGUGAUGAUUGUGGCAAUACAUUCAAAUCCAAAUGCAAGUUAAAAGUUCAUUGGAAGAAAGUGCAUAUGCUUUCCUCAUUAGUAUGUCCAUUCUGCAAACGAAUGUUUAAGAGUUACAAAGCAUUCCACGUGCACAAGAAAAAGAAUUCUAAGAGCUGUGAAAUAGCUAAACAUAAUAAUGUCAAAGUAGAGGGUGUGGGAACAGCAAGGAUAUUUUGUUGUAAACAGUGUAACUACUCAAGUAAAAGAGCCAAAGAUAUAUCAGCACAUAUUGUUACCCACACAGGUGACCGACCAUACCAAUGUGACAUCUGUUUAAAAACGUACACUCAACAAAGUUCCCUCCAAGGCCACCAAGAAGAUGCACACCAAAUGUAUAUAGUCCAAAUGACAUGCCACUUCUGCGGCAAGUUUGUCAAAGGACGUCGGAAAGUCAGCAGACAUCUGCGGAGCCACACCAAUGUAGAAUGCCCUGUGUGUCACAAAACUGUAACCAAAUUGACGUAUCCUCAACACAUGAAGAGGCACAGUGGCCCAAAGAGUUAUGCGUGUGAAAAAUGUGCAUCUACUUUUUACACUAUUUCAGAACUUUGUAAUCAUAAACGAUGGAAGCAUGGCAAGAAAACGUUUAAAUGCGAUCUGUGCGAGUUUACUAGUAACAAAGAACAUGCUAUAAAAAAUCACAGGAGUAAACAUGAUACUAAAAAUUUACCAUGCACAGUUUGUGGUAGGUUCUUUCUCACAGAUGAAAAGCUAUCAAUGCAUCAAAGGACACAUUAUUCUGAGAAGAAAUUUGGGUGUCCACAGUGUGAUACAAUGUUCUUUAAAAGGGACUCUGUUCGGAGGCAUAUUAAAGUGAAACAUUUACUAGAAGAAGAGCAAAAGACAAACACUCUUGUUGUUAAAAGUGAAACUAAUGGUCUUCCACAAAUAGAAAUAACUGAAUAAAAGACUACUAUUCUGCCAAUGUAGUAUUAGAAUUACACCACAUUGUACAGUUUAAUUCAGCAUUUUUUGUUAUUGUAUCAAAUGUUAGUAAAUUCCAGUGUGAUUAAUCAUAGAAGAAGAAAAUUUAAUUAACUUCAAUAAUUUGAAUAUUUGUAAAUGUUGUAACAUUUGUGUUUUGUUAAAUUUUUAUCAAAACAAACAUUAUUUGAUGAAAUUAGGUUCCUAAAAUAGACAUGACUCUCAUCCCUUUGCUUGCCAACCAAGGAAUUCUCCAAUUGGUAGCACUGUUUUAUCUAAAUUAUAGAUCCAUUUGGGCAAUGUCAGCAACAUACAUAAUUCAAUUACAACAACACUUUGUAUUUAUCCUCGAAAUAAGAAGAGUAUAUAUUGAAUCUUAUUUUUGAUCUCUCUAUUGUUGAUAUUGUACAGUUUAUAGUUAAAUGUGUCUUAAUUAUCAUCACUAAUGGGAAGGUUCUUAGAGAUUUGAUACGGCCAGGGGUGCUGCAAUCAUAUUUUUAUUAUUUACCACCUACCUACCUACAUCAUCCUGAUAUCUACCCUCCCCCUUCCUUCUUACCUACUUAACAAGUUACUGGUAUCAAUAGGUACCAGGGUAUUACAUAAAGGGUAAAACAUUUUACUUAAAUUAUAUUAAUUCAUAGAAGCAAUUUUAUUAUAAUGUGUUACUACAUAAAAUAUAACAAUAUUUCAUAUUCAUAGCACAAUGCUCGCAAACAAGUAGUCCAAUCUGAAAACUAGGCGUUAAGCUGCGAAGUGAACACUGUACAUAAACUGAUUCUGGCGCGGCAGUGGACAGCGGAAAAACCGCAACUUCAGGUUGGACUAGUUCAUUUGCGGCUUACAAGUACAGUGUAAUAUUUAUUCCGUGUUCAUAUUUCGAGUAUAUAUUUGUAUAUACUUACUAAUUAUAAGCUGGUUAAAAUGUAA
This is a messenger RNA of Pararge aegeria (speckled wood butterfly), 2513 nucleotides long. Its product is annotated as zinc finger protein 569-like. Gene Ontology annotation, cellular component: nucleus. The coding region runs from base 105 to 1565 and encodes 486 amino acids. The record is from RefSeq and is a predicted model, not a curated record. NCBI's taxonomy places the organism in Eukaryota, Metazoa, Arthropoda, Insecta, Lepidoptera, Nymphalidae. Gene Ontology annotation, biological process: regulation of transcription by RNA polymerase II. The transcript has a single exon. Gene Ontology annotation, molecular function: zinc ion binding; DNA-binding transcription factor activity; RNA polymerase II cis-regulatory region sequence-specific DNA binding.